Rangifer tarandus platyrhynchus (Svalbard reindeer) is the source of this 522-nucleotide messenger RNA. The record is from the annotation of a GenBank genome assembly. Lineage: Eukaryota; Metazoa; Chordata; Mammalia; Artiodactyla; Cervidae.
AUGAGGUUGCUUGAGGACAGCGUGGGGCGGGGAGGCGGGGUGAGGCGCUGGGCUGCUGCGCUGAGCUCCGAGGGCGCUGCUGGAGUCCGGAGGAGGAGCCCAGCUCUGCCGCCUUCAGCCAGGAGACUUCGGCCGGGUUCGGGGCGGACUCUCCGGGAGACCGUCCUGGAAAGUUCGCCCAUCCUCGCCCUCCUCAACGAGAGCUUCAUCAGCACCUGGUCCCUGGUGAAGGAGCUGGAGGACCUGCAGAACAACCAGGAGAACCCAUCCCACCGGCAGCUGGCUGGCCUGCACCUGGAGAAGUACAGCUUCCCCGUGGAGAUGAUGAUCUGCCUGCCCAACGGCACUGUGGUCCACCACAUCAACGCCAACUACUUCUUGGACAUCACCUCCAUGAAGCCCGAGGACAUUGAGAACCACGUCUUCAGCUUCUCGUCCACCUUUGAAGACCCGUCCACGGUCACCUACAUGCAGUUCCUGAAGGAGGGCCUCCGGCGCGGCCUGCCCCUCCUCCAGCCCUAG